Molecule: messenger RNA, 3177 nt
Organism: Acaromyces ingoldii
Lineage: Eukaryota; Fungi; Basidiomycota; Exobasidiomycetes; Exobasidiales; Cryptobasidiaceae
Exons: 2
Coding region: 1-3177 (1058 amino acids)
Biological process (GO): intra-Golgi vesicle-mediated transport
Cellular component (GO): COG complex
Source: RefSeq, a predicted model, not a curated record
AUGGCCGCAGCAACCACGGCGAGCAUCAAUGGCAGCGGCGGCCACGACGGGGAUGCGCUGCUCUCCCUGCUGAUGCGCGGUGCAGGGGCAAACGAGGGUCUGCUCGAUCUGGGCGGCUCGUCGUCAUCAUCGUCGUCGUCGUACCUUCACUCGCUCACCUCUAAGUCGCUGGCCGACCUGCGCGUGCAGCCUGCUGCACUCACCACGACAAUCACCUCGCUUGAUGGCCAGCUCUCGACGCUGUGUGCGCGCCACGUCGACUCAUUUGUCCAGGUGCGCCAGGCCUCGUCGUCGCUCCCUCGCGGGCUCGACGCCCUCGACGCCAAGCUCGAUUCGCUCCUCGACUCUGCCAUCCCUCGCCUCGCACAGGCCUCGCAGCGCUUCCCUUCGGCUGCCCAGCCUCACCUCGAGGCCAAGCGCCGCGCACAGGCGCUGCUCAAACAGCACCGUUCCUCGCUGGCCGACGUGCUCGAGCUGCCGGCGCUCCUGGCUACAUGCGUGCGCGCUAACCACCCCGUCGAAGCGCUGCAGCUCGGCAUUCACAUUGCCAAGCUCUCCCGUCCUGCGGACUCUUUCGCUACUGCUGCUUCCUCCUCGCAUUCGAUACCAUUCCCGGGAGAGGCAGCCAGGGGUCAUGCUGUGCUGGUUGCCCUGCGGCGCGAGGCGUGGCAGCAUCUCGUCGUCCUUCGAGACGACCUGCUCAAGGGCCUGGAUGCCCGGGGUCUGCGCCUUCCCGUCGCUCGCCGAUACGUCUCACUGCUCAGGAUAUUCUCGGAGGUGGACCACGAGGCUGCCGGUGGCCCCUCCCGCGGUGAUGCUAUCCAAGCCAAGCAGCAACGCGGCGGCGUGCCCCCAAAGCUGGCCCUGUCCGACUCGACCAUCUGCCUCUCGCUGCUCAGAUCGCGGUAUGCUGCCCUCGUGUCGAGGCUCGAGAAUGCCACUUCGUCGCACGAAGAGGCCAGCGAUGCUGCUUCGAGGUGCUCAGCGAGGAUCAGCGUCUGGAGAGAGGCAGUCAACGACGCCAUUGGCAUGGCCUUGGCCCUAUUCGUCGACAGGCCUGCCCAGCCUGCCUCUUCCUCAAAUACCACAAGCGCCGUCGAUGCCAACGCUGACACCAGCGACGGUGCGGCAGAAGAAGCAGACAGCCAGCUGAGCCCCACGAUGCUCAUCUCGGCCUUUGCGUCCAAGGCCCUCCAUCUGCUCGGCGCCUCGCUCGACGCCGACGUGCCCGGGAUCACAUCGAGCGCAUUCGAACGGCAUCCUGCCUCCUACUCCAAGGCCGCCACCGACGUCCUCUCGACCUUUGCCUCGCUCCACACGCAGCUCUCCUACGCCUCUGUCUCUCUCGCUCGCCUCGGCCUCGACUUUUCGGGCUCUCUCUCCUCCUCAUCGUCGUCAUCAUCUUCAACAGCAGGGACCUGCGGCGCAUUUGAGCGCGAGGUGCUCCGUGUCUGGACGCGAGGCCUUCGACGAGCGACAGAUGUCUUUUCGCAGCGCUGGGCCUCGUCCGCCGACGUCGCCAGCCUCCUCGCUUCGGCCAGCGCCGCCACCGUGUCCAAGAUGCUUCGUUUUGAUACUAACGGCAGUAGAACGACGACGACGGACGCCGCAACGGCGCCCUCGAGGGACCUGCUCGAUGUGCCGGCGCUCGCGACGCUGCUCAACCACCUCCUCGAGGCGUACAAUGCGCUCCAGACAUUCUGUCCAGCCGCCAUUGGCCAGGAAGUCGGCGAGGUGCUCGACGAGACGCUGGAUCAGACGGUGGAGCUUGCGUUGGGCCUCGCGAGCAGGCUCGACAUGGCUGAGGCCAUCGUGGAUGGUGGCCCUUCCACCGACAGCAUCGCCGCCCUCCUGCCUGCCCUCGAUGUGCAGCUGGGACAACUGGGACAGGGCGCAGGCGAGGGCGAGCGCGAGGACGUGGCGUCUACGUCGAGAGAUCCGCAGCGACUCAAGGAAGCACAGCGGAUGCUUGCGGCGACGGUUCUGUCGCUCCUCGAGCGCGAUGUCGUGGGCUUUGUGCGGCCCCACGUCGUCCGGCUCGUCUCUGGAGGCGCGGACGGCGAUGUCGGUGUAAAGGAGGAGCGAGCGGGGCUGAAGGAGAAGCGACGAGCAGUCGUGGCGUGGGCCGCUCAAGCGAGAGAGACGUGGGAGACGGGCGAGGAGAAGAGGAGGGACGCGCUGCUGAAGAGGCUCGAGGCGAGACGGGCCGAGAGCGAGCGCGAGAGGCGGAAGAGGGAGGAGGAGGAGAGCGCGAGGCGGGCCAAGGAAGAGGAAGAGACGAGGGCGAGGGAGGAGAAGGAGGAGAAGCUGAGGAAGGAAGAAGAGGAGAGGGCAAGGAGGGCAAAGGAGGAGGAGGCCCGGCUGGAGAGAGAGCGGCUCGAGAAGGAGCGGGUCGAGAAGGAGAGACUGGAGAGAGAGCGGCUCGAGAAGGAGCGGCUCGAGAAGGAGCGGCUCGAGAAGGAGCGGCUCGAGAAGGAACGGCUCGAGAAGGAACGGCUCGAGAAGGAACGGCUCGAGAAGGAGCGGCUCGAGAAGGAACGGCUCGAGAAGGGGAGAGUGGAGAAAGAGCGGCUGGAAAAGGAAAGAUUGGAAAAGGUAGAGAGAGAGCAAGAAGAGAUGCGCAAGAAGGAGCAAGAAGAGCGACAGAAGCGAGAAGAAGAAGAACGAUUGAAGCGAGAGGAAGAGGAGCGCCUCAAACGAGAGGAGGACGAGCGCCUCAGACGCGAAGAAGAGGACAAGCUCAGGCGGCAGCGCGAGGAAGAAGAGAAGCUCAAGAAAGAGGAGGAAGAGCGACGAGUGCGCGAAGAAAAGGAGUUGGCGGCCAAGAAGCGUCAGGAAGAAGAGGAGAGACGUGCAAAGGAAGAGGAGCAAGAGAAAAAGAGAGUGGCUGAGGAGGAAGCGGCCAAAGAGGAGGCGCAGCGAAAGAAGAAAGAAGAAGAGGAAGCGAAGCGGCAAGCAGAGGCAGAGAAAGAGGCCAAAGCCAAGGCAAAGGAGGAAUUGGCGAAGACUGAGCAAGAGAAGGACGCAGCUGCAGGCUCCGAAAUCUGGGUCGAUGUCAUUGGCGGAGAAGCUUCGCAAGGCUCGCGAGGAGCGGGAGAGGGCGGCAGCAUCAGCUGCUGCUGCCGUAACCACACCUGUGCCGGCAGAUACAGGUGCAAAGGAAGCUCCAGCGAAUGA